AUGUGUCUGAUCGCUACUUGGCUCAGUGUUUUCGCUAUUGUUCCGUUGACUCUGGCUUCGUGGCCUUUAUCCUCCUUCUUUGACACUGAAGAAAUCUCGGAAAGCCCCUACAGCAACGAUGAGCCCGAUGUCAAAGUCGAGACGCUCUUUCAAUUCCCCAACAAUGGCUCAUGGAUCGACAAUAUAGUAGUUCGGUCGGAUGGAAGCCUUCUUUUCACACGCCUCGAUACCCCCGAUGUUUGGCUUCUCAACACCACCAGCGGAAACGCGACUUUGGCCUACUCAUUCCCCAACGUGACAAGCACCUUCGGAAUCAGCGAAAUUGACGACGAUGUUUUUGCUGUUGUGGUCGGUAACUUUUCUACCAAAACCUACAAGCCAGAUGCAGGCUCCUUUUCUGUCCAGAGGUUGGAUUUCAGCACUCUCAACGCAACAGAAAAUGAGCGCGCCUUGGAUGGCCCGUCUGCAUCGAAGAUUGCUGCGCUGCCAGAAGCUAUAGCUCUAAACGGCAUGGCCACUUUUUCAAGGGAGUCCAACUUGGUUUUGAUUGCCGAUAGCCCCAAGGGCGCCGUGUGGAGGGUUAAUACGAAGACAGGCGACUAUUCUGUCGCGUUAAACGAUACCACGAUGUUGCCGGCAAAGGGUCCCCUUCCUCUCGGAGUCAACAGUGUUACGGUGCUUGGCAACUACGUCUACUAUACUAGUACAACACGCAUGGAGUACGGUCGGGUCAGGGUGGACAAGGAAGCCAACCCAGUUGGAGAAUUCGAAAUUAUUGCUAGUGGAUUCUUGCCGGACAACCUUGAGGUAACCAAUGAUGGCAGUGCCUACAUUCCUACCGAUCCUCAAAACUCUGUUGUCCGUAUCACCCCGUACGGUCAGAUUUCGCUCGUCGCUGGUGGCCAAAUAUCCACGGAGCUACCUGGUCCAACCUCGGUACGGUUGAGCAAGAACCGACAAAUUCUUUACGUUGGGACUAGCGGCGGGCAAAUUGCGCCUGUUUUGGGCACGUUCAUUGAGCCAGCGAAGAUUGUUAAGAUUACAUUGAAGUGA
This is a messenger RNA of Penicillium soppii, 1053 nucleotides long. RefSeq lists its product as uncharacterized. NCBI's taxonomy places the organism in Eukaryota, Fungi, Ascomycota, Eurotiomycetes, Eurotiales, Aspergillaceae. Bases 1 to 1053 code for a protein of 350 amino acids. The record is from RefSeq and is a predicted model, not a curated record. The transcript has a single exon.